This is a messenger RNA of Amborella trichopoda, 2453 nucleotides long. Its product is annotated as MLO-like protein 4. Gene Ontology annotation, cellular component: membrane. The record is from RefSeq and is a predicted model, not a curated record. Lineage: Eukaryota; Viridiplantae; Streptophyta; Magnoliopsida; Amborellales; Amborellaceae. Gene Ontology annotation, biological process: defense response.
AAAUCAUCCCAUUACUGCCCGCCACAUGUCCGAAAGAAGCAAGCACACUCAGAAGACAAACACAGACAAAGAAGACGAGAUUUUCAAACUUUGGACUUCUCUAGAGAGAGAGAAGGAUGUAAAACUCAGGAAGAAGCACAGUGUACUGUAGAGAGACAGAGAGAGAGAGUGAUGGGGAUGGAGCUAGAGGUUGGAAGGUCUCUUGCAGAGACUCCUACAUGGUCAGUUGCAACAAUAACUAGUAUAAUGGUUGCUCUCUGUUUUGUAGUUCAACGUUGCAUUCAACGACUCUUCAAGUGGUUGCAGAUGACGAGGAGAAAGGCUCUCUUGGCUGCUCUGGAGAAGAUCAAAGAAGAGCUGAUGGUCUUCGGGCUGUUAUCUCUGUUGCUGGGUCACUGGGCAAGGUGGGUUGCUGAAAUCUGUGUGAAAGCCUCUCCGUUGGGGUCGCGAUUCUAUCCUUGUUCUGUUAAGAAUUACAACAGGCUAUUGAUUCCUUCAGCACAAAUGGGGAAUUCUAGAGGUUCAUACUCUGUUAAUCAUUCGGUUUUUAGGCAGUGGAAACAUGGCUUUCAGCAUAGUCAUUGCUCUCAGGGUCACGAACCUUUUGUUUCGUAUGAAUCUCUGGAGCAGCUUCACCGUUUCUUGUUUGUUCUCGCCGUUACCCAUAGUUUCUAUUGCUGCUCUACAGUCAUUCUUGCAAUGAUAAAGAUAUAUAGCUGGAGAACUUGGGAAGCUCAAGCAAAGACAAUGGCUUGUCAGAAUUUACUAGGGGCUGAAAGGAAGACACUGAUUAUCAAGCGCCAAUCUACUUUUGUAUUUCAUCAUGCAUCACACCCAUGGAGCAAGAACAAAGUUCUUAUAUGGAUGCUUUGUUUUAUACGUCAAUUCUGGAGCUCUAUAAAUAGGGCAGAUUAUAUAGCACUGCGCUCAGGAUUUAUAAGCAAUCACGACCUACCGUUCUCUUAUGAUUUUCAUAAAUAUAUGUUGCGUAGCAUGGAGGACGAAUUCCGUGACACUGUAGGCAUCAGUUGGCCUCUCUGGUUUUAUGCCAUUCUCUGUGUUUUCGCAAACAUUCACGGGACAAAUAUAUUUUUCUGGUUGUCUUUUAUUCCUGCAAUCUUGAUCCUUUUGGUCGGUACCAAAAUGCACCAUGUAGUGGCUCAAUUAGCUAUUGAAAUAAUAACAACAGACAGUCCUGUAGAAACUCAAUUAAAUCCACGUGAUGGUCUCUUUUGGUUUGGGAAGCCUAAGCUUAUGCUAUGGUUGAUUCAAUUUAUAUCUUUUCAGAAUGCUUUUGAAAUGGCAACAUAUAUUUGGUCACAGUGGGAAAUGAAAGCACCUUCUUGUUUCAUGAGCAACCAUGGAUUCAUUCUUUUCCGUGUGAUAUCUGGGAUUAUCAUACAGUGCUGGUGCAGCUAUGUUACAUUGCCCCAGUAUGUCAUCAUUGCACAGGUAAGGUGGCUAGCUGUGGUUUCUGAAGAGAAAGGAUGUGCUUUUUGGAUUCUCUGGAGAGUUCUUUUUCAUUCUCAAAACCUUCUGAAUCUGCAGAUGGGGUCUCGGUUCAAGAAGGCAUUGAUCGCAGAGGACGUUAGAGAAUCACUUCACGGUUGGUGUAAGAGAGUUAAGGAAAGGUCGAAACAUGGCUCUUUGCAUGCCAACCUUAGAAGUGCAACAUCAACAACAUCUCUGGAUUCAAUGGCAGAUGGGGAAGAUGGGAUCGACCCGAUUUCGUUGGAUGAGAAUUUAAGCAUGCGAGUACAAUAUGCCUCCAUGAGAGAGGAUGGUAUUUUCAAUCACCAUCCAGGUGAUACAUUGUCUCAAUCUUCAGUUUUUUCUGAGCCUCAUCUUUAUGACAGUUAUGGAGAGGAGGAAGGAGAUGAGUUACAUAUUCUCCGAACAAUAGGACAUGUUUAGAAGACAAUUUUUAUCUGCAUACUGAAAACCACUGUGAUUACUACAUUCCGGGAAUUACGUAUCAAUAUGCUACGUUCUGAUUUGCGCCGAUCUCAAAGAGAGAUCAACCGCUUAGCGAGAAUUUAGAGGGGGGUGUCUACACAAUAGAAGUAAAAAGUGAGAGAAGGAUGGCGGGAAAGCCUUGUUUGGACACAAGGAUGAAAUACAUAAAAGUUCAACUAACUCUAACAACAAAAAUGGGACUCGAGAGAGGCUUCAUCUUCCAUUAUUGAGCUAGUUGUCUUGAUGUUGGUUCUUGUUUGGAUCUCCAAUCUUGGAUAACCAAAACAAAGAUGAACCCAAUUUUCUGUAAAUUUAUGGAGAUGGUGCUGAAUCUCCCAUAUGGGUUUUGAUACAUUAUCAUGUUGCUUACAGUACAUUGUGCUGUUUUGGUUGGUCUGGACAUGGACAAUUUCCUCCAAUUUUUGAAACUGUGGCACUCUUGGAUGUUCAGCAUAUAUAUAUAUAUAUAUAUGCAUGUCUUUUUAUGCUUUUGGCCA